Scomber japonicus (chub mackerel) is the source of this 1827-nucleotide messenger RNA. RefSeq names its product cationic amino acid transporter 2-like. Gene Ontology annotation, cellular component: plasma membrane. NCBI's taxonomy places the organism in Eukaryota, Metazoa, Chordata, Actinopteri, Scombriformes, Scombridae. Gene Ontology annotation, biological process: transmembrane transport; amino acid transport. The record is from RefSeq and is a predicted model, not a curated record. Bases 19 to 1827 code for a protein of 602 amino acids. The transcript has 12 exons. Gene Ontology annotation, molecular function: amino acid transmembrane transporter activity.
AUUACACAGCAGAGAAGAAUGUCGUGUGGCUUCAUAAAAUCGUGCCUGGUGAGCGUGUCUCGGAGGAAGCCCCUGGAGCCCGAUGGGGAGCAGUCCACAUUUAACCGAUGCCUGACCACUCUGGACCUGGUGGCCCUUGGUGUGGGCAGCACUUUGGGGGCUGGGGUUUACGUCCUCUCUGGAGAGGUGGCCAGGGACACUGCUGGACCCAGCAUCAUCAUCUCCUUCUUCAUUGCUGCCAUGGCAUCCAUAUUUGCCGGGCUGUGCUAUGCUGAGUUUGGGUCCAGGGUUCCCAAAACAGGCUCAGCAUACCUUUACAGCUAUGUGACUGUUGGAGAGCUUCUGGCUUUUAUCACAGGGUGGAAUCUAUUACUCUCCUACGUCAUAGGUACAUCCAGUGUUGCGCUGGCAUGGAGUGGGACAUUUGAUGACCUCAUUGGCGGUGUCAUAUCUAAGUUCUUUGAGGAAAAUGCAUCUAUAGGUGUUGCUGGCCUGGCACCCUACCCAGAUGUCUUUGCUGCGGGUCUCAUCAUGAUAUUAUCAGGUGUGCUUGCAUUCGGAGUGAAAGAGUCAACAACAAUUAACAAGAUCUUCACAGCCGUCAAUAUUGUGGUGCUAGUGUUUGUGGCCAUCUCUGGAUUUAUUAAGGGAGACAUCUCCAACUGGCAAAUCAGUGAAGAGACUUUGCUGAACGCCACAGCAGGAAACAGUACCAAUGUGUAUGGAGUUGGUGGAUUUUUCCCCUAUGGCUUCAGUGGAACCCUGGCUGGAGCUGCAACAUGCUUCUAUGCUUUUGUUGGAUUUGACUGCAUUGCCACAACAGGUGAGGAGGUGAAGAACCCUCAAAAGUCUGUUCCCGUGGGUAUUGUAGCCUCGCUACUUAUCUGCUUCCUGGCCUACUUUGCUGUGUCUGCUGCUCUCACCCUGAUGAUGCCUUAUUACUUGCUCGAUGAAAAAAGCCCCCUGCCAGUAGCCUUUGAGUAUAUCGGCUGGGGUCCUGCUAAAUACGCUGUGGCAGUGGGAUCACUGUGUGCUCUGUCCACCAGCCUGUUGGGUUCCAUGUUCCCGAUGCCCAGGGUGCUGUUUGCUAUGGCAAGAGAUGGUCUGCUUUUUCAACCCCUGACCAAAGUCACGGAAAAAGGAAGUCCUGCUAUAGCCACAGUAUCAUCUGGAACUGUAGCAGCUAUCAUGGCUCUGCUGUUUGACUUGGAAGCUUUGGUGGAAAUGAUGUCCAUUGGCACACUCUUUGCUUACACACUUGUGGCCAUAUGCAUCCUGAUACUGAGGUACCAGGAGAGUCCAUCUGAAGACACAGACCUACAGAUCAUGGAGUCAAAUACCAGAUUUGGCUUCCUGAGGCCUCCAUCAUCUCCCACUUCAGCCACCUCAAGAACGGUCACAAUCCUGACAAUAGUCUCUGUUGCAUGUGUGUUAGGGCUGUGUAUCAUACUGACCCAAGCCCUAGAUGCAUUAGCCCGUUUGGAAGUAUGGAGUCUGGUGGUUGUCUGCAUCCUUGCCGUCAUCCUGCAGCUCAAUAUUUUCAUCAUCUGGAGACACCCACAGAAUCCCCACAAGGCAACUUUCAUGGUGCCCUUACUCCCUGCACUGCCUAUAGUGAGUACAUUUAUUAAUGUCUACCUCAUGGUCCAGUUGGGUGCAGACACAUGGAUGCGCUACGGCAUCUGGAUGUUAGUGGGGUUAGUCAUCUAUUUUGGCUACGGGAUCCAUUUCAGCGUUCAGAAGAAUCGUCUCAUGACAAACCAGAUGACAACUGACAUAGUCAUUAGCAACAAAGACAAUGACAUCAUUAAAGAAGAAAAAUUCUAA